Messenger RNA from Adelges cooleyi (spruce gall adelgid), 1089 nucleotides. RefSeq lists its product as uncharacterized. Lineage: Eukaryota; Metazoa; Arthropoda; Insecta; Hemiptera; Adelgidae. Bases 160 to 939 code for a protein of 259 amino acids. The record is from RefSeq and is a predicted model, not a curated record. The transcript is spliced from 12 exons.
UUGUGUAAACAAAAAUAGGUACACUGCAAAAAGUAUUUUAGUUAAAACAUACAGCUACAAGUCAUAAGAAAACCAUAUUCAAACAGUUAGUUUGACAAACUGAACAAGGUACUAUUGUUGUCACAGAAAUUCUAACGGUCCAAUAAUAAAUAAAUAAAAAUGAAACUUUUCUGUUUAUUAAUGUUAUUUGUCUUGGCAAAUGUGUCCACAAACAACCAAAUGGAGUAUUUGAGCGAGAUUGUCAUUACAAACGCAUUAAUAGAGAUUGCUUAUAAAAUGAAUAAUUGUACUGUAGAAGAUAACUUUAUAGCAAAUGGAUUGGAGCAUGUAGUUAAAAAAAUUGUUUUUAAAGAUAAACAUUUGUCUGAUCGAAUGAAUCUCAACUUUAUGAAUCAUAUGAUCGUUGUACCGGAAUUUCCAUUCCUUGGCGUCAUAGAUGCAUCUUUAGAACUUGAAGACAUUUUGAAACAAGAAAUAAUAGAUGAAUUAAAAAUUAAAGUUCCUGAGAUUCCAUCCGAAAAUUUUACGAAAUUAGAUUUUACACAGCGUGGAGACGAGAGAAGAUGUCUUGUUGGAAAAGCUUUGAAAAAUAUAAUUUGCAAGGCAAUAGAUUUUGAAAAUUUGACCAAACUUUUAGAAGAAAGAAGACGUGCUCCAACAGUGGAUUCAAGGCAAAGAAUCAUCCGUGCAUCAGAUAGAAAUUUGUAUCAAGUUUCAGUAAAAAUAAUGUGUAGACUUUUAUCAUUGUUCUUGUGUACAAAAUGUCCAACACAAGAAUUAUUUUGCCUGAAAGAUGAAGAUAAAAACACUUGUACCAUAAUAAAUACAAGAUCAACACCAGAAAAACAUGUUUACAGAGAAAUUGAUGGCAUUUGGUAUCAAGUGAGCAACGAUGACAUAGAUUAUACUAUAGAACCACUUAAAAGUCAAAUAUGCUAAUUUUAACGUGGAAUUAAUUGUAUAAGUCGUCUCAAACUAUAUAAUAUUACUGUUAUUAUACUUAAAUACUAUUUGAGUUGUUCACUAAAAUCCAAUCCGUAAAUUUUUUUUAAUGUAUUUUACAAUAAACCGCUUUACUCACGAUUUUAA